Molecule: messenger RNA, 2364 nt
Organism: Bombus pascuorum
Lineage: Eukaryota; Metazoa; Arthropoda; Insecta; Hymenoptera; Apidae
Exons: 4
Coding region: 581-2218 (545 amino acids)
Molecular function (GO): phosphatase binding
Source: RefSeq, a predicted model, not a curated record
AAUUUUGCAAACUGUGAUGAUAAGUGUUAUUAUAUGUAUUGCAUAAAAAUGUAUUUUAAUAUUUAAAAAAAUUUGUUUCUUCUGUCAAUUAAAAUGGUACACUGAAAACAAUGAAUCACUUUCAUAAUUUUAAUAUUGGUGAUACUUCAAUUAAAUAAUGUAAUGAAAAUUGAAAUCACUACAUUAUUGGUUUAAAAGCACUUUGUCACAAAAUCCUACAAUUAAAUAUGGUAAUAUAUCUAAUAUUAUGCAAAAUACAAUACGUAAGACUGAAAUGUCAAGUAUAAAUACUAAUAUUCAACAAUUUCUAAAGUAAGAUAUCAAUAAUCAACUUAAUAAUAUAACAAUAUAAAAUUGAUUAUCUUUAUUUAGUUUUACUCAGAAAUCGCAUGAUAGUUUUUAUGAUAAAGUGAUAUUAAGAAAUGUUUUUGGAUACUGGAAGAUCUAUGUUAUACACAAAUUACAUGCAAGAAGAGCUAAAUAUAAAGCAGAUUAUUUUUAUCACAAAAAAUUACAGAAAAAGGUUUUGAAUGCGUUAUCAAAAAAUGUAUUAUUAAAAUGGAAAAAUAUUGUUUCAUUUAUGGAUAAGUGCACUAAUGACCCUAUAGUUUCUGUCAAUUAUAAAAAAGCAGAGACACAUUAUUCUAAAUCUUUAUUAAGAAACUAUUUUAAAUAUUGGAAUAAUUGUAUUUCAAUGACAGAUAAGAAAAGAGCCUUAUUAGAAAAAUCUGUUGCUUUCUACAAUAUAUAUUGUUUGAAAAACUGUAUUACAAAUUGGAAAUUAUAUGUAGCGUUACAAAAGGAGAAAAAAAUUAUAAAAGAUAAAAUUGACAAGGCACGUAAAUUUUAUGCAAAGAAAGUUUUACAAACUUUCAUAAGAAUUUGGAUUAAUAGUUGUGAAUUUAUAUUACAAAAAAGUAAAAUAGCACAUGCAAUUAUGCAUUAUAAAAGUAAAUUGUUAAUAAAAUAUUUUGAUGCUUGGAAAAUAUAUCAUGAAUACAAACUAAAAAAGUUAAAUAUAGAAGAACGUGUUUCGGUAUACAAUAGAACAAAAUUGUUAAAACGAUAUUUUGAACAUUUUAUAUCGUGUGUAAAUGAAUCCAUCACGGAGAAGACAAUGAAUGCAAAUAUCGAAAUGUUUUACAACUUCAAACUUGUACAAAAGACAUUCUUUGCAUGGCAAGAUUGGUAUAAUAUGAGUGUACAAAAUUCAAUAAAAAAUCGUGAAAUUAGAAACAUAUUUGAAAACAGAAAAAAGAGUAUAAUGUUCGAUAAUUGGCGUUUAUAUAUAAUUCAAAAAAAAUGCAAAAGAAGAAAGAUAUUUACAGCGGGCAAUUUUUAUGAGAAAAAGUUGACAAUUAAAACUUUAAAGAAGUUUUAUAAUUAUGCCGCUUAUAGAAAAGAGAAAAGAAUUAGAUUAUCUUAUUUAAACGAUAAAAGUAAGGAAAUUAUGCGACGAUUGCAAUAUAUUUACAUAGAAAAAUGGAGAAACGCGCUUUACAGUGUUAUACAAGAGAAACAAAAGUUAUAUCAAGCGACUCAAUUUUGGGAAUCGAAUGUAACUCGUAAAUACUUUUUCAAUUGGAUAGAAUUUUCCCGGCAGUACAAGAUAAAAAUGGUUCGUAAACAAGAAUUAAACGAGAUUGCCAUUGGUUUCCUAUUGAAAAGAUUUAUUUUACAUUGGCACUCCAAGUUACAAGAUGUUCUCUAUAUACGUAAAAAAGAAUUUCUUGCGAUUUCCAUGAUGGAACAUAAAAUUUUGAGAAAGUACUUUCUGCUUUGGGAACAGUAUAUUGCACAAAAAGUGAAAAUGAACGAUGAUGUGAAAGUGGCAAUGAAAUUACAUAAACAGCUCUUGUUACGAGAAGGACUUAAAGAAAUUUUAAGAAAUUCCCUUUAUAAUAUCGAUUGUCAACGUGAUUUACAAUUAAAAAAUGCAGUAAUGAGGUCAUUUCAAAAUUUUGAAAUUUUAAAAGAAUACUUCGAUAAAUGGCAUUCGUUCGUUUAUUUAAAAAAGAAAUCAGUACCUGUCUGCGAAAUUACAGAUAGCGAUGAAUUUCAGUUUAAGCGUAUUCAAAUUCCAUGUAAUAAUAUAUAUAAUAAUUUUAAAACUUGCUUAGUUUUACCAGAAUAUAUGAUGAACAAAGAUACAAUUUUAAAUGCACAUAAUUCAUUUCACAAGUUUUCGGGAAAAAGCUGGUUAUUUGAUUCAUUUUAAUCACUUUAGAAUAACAAUAACUUAAUUAAAAAAGUACAGUAUAAAUAGUAAGAAAUAUAUCUCUAGAAACCACUUAUUAUAUAUGUAUAUAUAUAUAUACAUAAUAUUGUUUAUAUACAUUUUAUUCUUAAAAUGCUAUCAGUUUG